Cicer arietinum (chickpea) is the source of this 1463-nucleotide messenger RNA. RefSeq lists its product as uncharacterized. NCBI's taxonomy places the organism in Eukaryota, Viridiplantae, Streptophyta, Magnoliopsida, Fabales, Fabaceae. Gene Ontology annotation, molecular function: zinc ion binding. The record is from RefSeq and is a predicted model, not a curated record.
GAGAAAAAUAUAAAAUUUGAGUAAUUAAUAACUUUGAAGUUAAGAAGGAGAGUAAUUAUCCUAGUUUGGUGCGCAGUGGCAGUGAGCGAAUAGGUUGGCAUGGUUGUGAAUUGUGAUGGCUUCAUCUUCUUCUUCUCAACCGGAAUGUUUAUUAUCUGAAGAAGAUUUCGACUUAAUCCAUGGCUCUGAAUCUGGUUGGGUCCAAGCUCGAACUUCAUGCCAUCAUCUCGCUUACUUAUCCUCUGAUCUUACCCACAUUCCAAUCCCUAAUACUCCCUGCAACAGGUGCCAACACCCAACUGAAAACUGGCUUUGUUUGUCGUGUAAGGAAGUGCUAUGUGGCCGUUUUGUGAACAGGCAUAUGCUCCAGCAUUUUCAGGAUACUAAUCACAGUGUUGCCCUCAGUUUCAGUGAUCUAUCAGUAUGGUGCUUCUCUUGCGACGCUUACUUGGAUGCUCAAGUUAUUCUGCAAUUACGUUCUGUUCAUGAAGUCGCUUACAUAUUGAAAUUUGGUGAGCCUCCACCGCUUGGAGCAAAUCAACCUCCUGCUUCUGGAGAUGACCAGGCUGAAGCCUGAAGGUUUGUCUAGGAGUUGACCAUGGUUUAUUAUCUGAAUAUCAUGUAGUUUUGGAGAGUAUUAAUGAUUCUAUACAAUUGAGUUUGGAUCUUGAUAAGUCCUACAUCACAUUUGGAUUAGCUGUUUUAUAUUUUCGCUUAUUUGAAGUAGUGCCUCGUAAAAUAUCUUGUUUGAUGUUUGAAUGUCAUACAACUCUGGAGAGUCAAAGGAUUUUUAUUGGCAAUUCAGUCUAUAUGAUUUUGGUUGUCCAUGUUUUGCCUACAAUAAGGAAUUUUAAAUUAUAACGUUUAGAGAGUGGAAACUUAGGUCUACUAUAGUACAAAUGCUUAAUUACAAUUACCUGUUUUGCUCCCUCCUACGCUAAUGUACGUGUUUCAGAUAUUUGGAAGUGCCAACAUUAUUCUCUUGAUAAAUUGAAAAGAAAACUAGAUAUAAGAAAACAGAAGAACCAGAUCACAAGUGGUUGUCAUGGCUUCUAUGACCGAAGCUUUGAAAACUUCGAGGAUGGACUGAAGAUAAAACUAAAGAUGAUAGAGGAAAGAAGCAACACUAAAGAUGGAAAAUGAAACACUUUGAUCAAAUGAAGUGUUUAAUGAAAGUAGGGUUGGGAAAGAACAUUUCCACUAAGUGAAAAAAAUGUUGACAAUAACAUUUUUGUCUUUGGACAAUGGAUUUGGCUCCUCUAGAGGUUAUCAAUUCUCAUGGAAAGAAUACAUCAACAUUAUUCUCACUCUUUCAAGUGGGUAUGACGUUGAACAUGUUAUCGUUGUGGUAUAAAAUAGAAUCUUUAUCUAAUGAAAUUCAUUAUUGUACAAUGAAUUUUUAUUUUCCUCUUUAUACUGGUAUGUGUUUUUAAUACUAAACAAUGAUGAGAAAGUUCGUAAUA